Messenger RNA from Cyprinus carpio (common carp), 1963 nucleotides. Its product is annotated as serine/threonine-protein kinase Sgk2-like. Lineage: Eukaryota; Metazoa; Chordata; Actinopteri; Cypriniformes; Cyprinidae. Gene Ontology annotation, molecular function: ATP binding; protein serine/threonine kinase activity. Gene Ontology annotation, biological process: protein phosphorylation. The record is from RefSeq and is a predicted model, not a curated record.
UCUCAUAUCUCUCAUGCACACAUGGGUUGAUCAUUCACCCGGCCCUCAGCCAAAGCAGCUGCAUGACGAAAUGUUUCUGAGACACGGGCAGAAAAUGAUGCACUUCAACAACAGUUUAUCAGCUCUAUAUUUAACCCGACUCCAAACAGACGGAUCCAGUUUGUGAGCGGCAGAGCAGUAUAAGAGCUCAGUGCUGCUGGACACUUCAGAUCUUCACAGAUCUGACCGACACUCAGGACACGGACUGCUGUGAAACACAAGAUGGCUCAUUAUAAUCCAUCAGUAUCGUCUCCAUCAGACGAGGUCAAUCUGGGUGUGUCGGUCAAUCCUCAUGCCAAACCCACUGACUUUGACUUUCUGGCUGUGAUUGGUAAAGGAACAUUUGGGAAGGUGCUUUUAGCAAAACUGAAAGCAGAUGGAAAAUUCUAUGCAGUGAAAGUUUUGCAAAAGAAGGUUAUAUUGAAGAAAAAAGAGCAAAAGAAUAUAAUGGCAGAGAGGAACGUGCUGCUCAAGAGUCUGAAACACCCUUUUCUGGUCGGGCUGCACUACUCCUUUCAGACCGCGGAGAAGCUGUAUUUUGUCCUGGAUUACGUCAACGGUGGAGAGUUGUUCUAUCACCUGCAGAGAGAGCGGUGUUUCUCAGAGGCACGAGCUCGCUUCUACACGGCGGAGGUGGCCAGUGCCAUCGGAUACCUUCACUCUCUCAAUAUAGUUUACAGAGAUCUCAAGCCAGAAAACAUUCUGUUAGACCACCAGGGUCAUGUGGUGUUAACAGAUUUUGGCUUGUGCAAAGAAGGCAUAGAACCAGAAGGAACUACCACAACCUUCUGCGGCACUCCAGAGUAUCUGGCGCCUGAGAUCCUACGGAAAGAGCCGUAUGACCGCACGGUGGACUGGUGGUGUCUCGGAGCUGUGCUCUAUGAGAUGCUUUACAGCUUACCACCGUUCUACAGCCGGGACGUCUCUGAGAUGUACGACGGGAUCCUGCAUAAACCUCUGCAGCUGCCGCCGGGGAAGUCGCAGGCCUCGAGUCACCUGCUCUACGGACUCCUGCAGAAAGACCAGCAUCGCCGGAUAGGAGCCAUUGCUGAUUUUUUGGAGAUUAAAAAUCAUGUGUUCUUUGCCCCCAUUAACUGGGACGACCUCUACCACAAGCGAAUCACUCCUCCAUAUAACCCAAAUGUGAGAGGCCCAGCAGACCUUCAGCACAUUGACCCAGAGUUCACCAGAGAGACGGUGCCCAACUCUGUGGGCCGCACUCCAGAUCCCACCCCCAGCCUGGCCACCAGCAGCUCCAACGCCUUCAACGGCUUCUCAUACAUCUCUGGAGAGGACAGCUUCCUCUGAGGCGCGUCGACCGAGGAAGGCUUCUGUCACCUUCAGGUCACUGAGCGCAGGGUGUUUCUGGAUGCUGGAAAACACUGGACUGUGUUGAGGGCAAACGCUGCGAAGCAGGAACCUCAGCUGUCUGAUGAUGGGUUUUAAGAUGUUAUGCUCAUUUUGCAGUCAUAUUUCAUCAGUUUGCACACAUGUUCGUUGUGUAAGACUAAAGGACAUUGCCGGAGACAGAUUUGUUGAUUGCACCACUGGAAAAGCAGAUGUAGUUGCAAAAUCGGUAAAAGUCUAGAUUUCUGAUCUUGCUUGUCUUUUGGGGAUUGUGGAUCUGCAUGCCUUACUCUUGGCAACACCCUCAUCUAACGUUCUUCAUCUGAUUAUUGAAAAGCAUGGAAAAUUACACCUUUGCUUUGUAACGUUUUGUGCAAAACUUCAUGUAAUGCAAUGCUCUUCUGUUAUUAAAAAUGUCACAAUCAAAUCUUUUUUAUAUAUGAUCCAUGUGAAGAUAAUUUGACUGUGCUUUAUGAAAUAAUCUAUUAAUGCUCAGAAAGUCUUCAGAAAUGUGACAGUAUAAACGAGAAUAUGUUUUGUGUGCAAAAAAAAAAGAAUAAACAAACUUUUUCAACAA